Messenger RNA from Amborella trichopoda, 855 nucleotides. Its product is annotated as nascent polypeptide-associated complex subunit beta. The record is from RefSeq and is a predicted model, not a curated record. Lineage: Eukaryota; Viridiplantae; Streptophyta; Magnoliopsida; Amborellales; Amborellaceae.
CUAAACCCUACUUUAUCUCUCUAGCUCUUCAUCUUUCUCUCUCUAUUUUUCCAAGGUUAUUUGGCUAUUUUUCAUGAUGAAUCGGGAGAAGCUCAUGAAAAUGGCCGGCGCGGUUCGCACUGGAGGGAAAGGGAGUGUGCGCAGAAAGAAGAAGGCGGUUCACAAGACCACAACAACAGAUGAUAAGAGGCUUCAAAGCACUCUUAAAAGAAUAGGAGUGAAUGCUAUCCCAGCCAUUGAGGAGGUCAACAUCUUCAAGGAUGACAUUGUUAUCCAGUUCUUAAACCCCAAAGUACAAGCUUCGAUUGCUGCCAACACUUGGGUGGUUAGUGGCUCUCCACAAACAAAAAAGUUGCAGGAUCUUCUACCUGGUAUUAUCAACCAGCUUGGCUCUGACAACCUUGAGAACCUGAGGAGGCUUGCAGAGCAGUUUCAGAAGAGAGAACAAGGAUCAGCACCUGCUGAUGACGAUGAUGAUGUUCCCGAGCUUGUGAGUGGUGAGACAUUCGAAGCGGCGGCGAAUGAAGGGGCCACAUCCUAGAUUCUCCUCUUCUCUCUCAAGUUUUUCUUAUCUCCCUUUCCUUCUAAAAAGUUUCAAAUAUGGUUAUCAUCUAAGUUUUACUCCGUCGAGUUUUUGACUGCCAACUGUUUUGUGGCCUUAAAUCAUAUCAUUCCUGUUUUUCUUUCAUGUAUUGUCAUGUUAUGUUCAAUUAAGACCGGGUAUACACACUCUCUCUCUCUCUCUCUCUCAUAUGCAAACAAACACGUUAAAAUAGCAUUUCCAGGAAUUCCGGUGAUUGAUAUGUUCUCACGUAAACAUAAACCCCAAAAUAAUACUUCCCAUUUUAAUUGCGA